AUGUACCACGAGUUCCCCUCUCUUGAGGACCAAGCCAAGAUGGUCACUCCCUUUGACGAGUGGACGCCAGGCAAGAUCACGAUCCCCAAGCCCCCGACCGACAUUGACCACACCGAGGCCAAUGUCCGCAACGGUUUGAACGGCUGGGCCGACGACGUAAUCAAGCACGGAAAGGACAGCUACGGCAAUCCGUUCGUCGAUCUGGGGGUGGACCAUAGCACACCGCAUCUCGACGAGCAGAGACGUGCCCGUAGACAGCGCACGCAUGCCAACCGUAACAAGUUCAACCAGACCUCGCUCGAGGACGCCUUCAAGUUCGGUCUUGAGGACGUUGAAUGGACUGAGACACGGACGUGUAGCGUCAACACGGACAUCUCGAUUCCGCCCUUCAAGCGACUUCAUGAUGCGGCCCUCGACUUCUUUUACAGCCGCACCCAUGCGUGGGAGAACAUCUGGACGCGGAGCAAGUGGAACAACAUUCGUUACACUCUCGGCAUCAAGACUGAGUUCCCCGGACUCCACUGGCCUGGCUCGGGCACGAAUCCCCAGUGGUACUCGAUGACGCACCACGCUCGCCGCUCCGCCUCCAAACGUCAGCAGGAGGAGUUUGACAACUGGGAGAUCGGAGAGAUCUGCGCGCUGGUUCGUUGUCCCGAGCUUGCCGUGCGUGGUUUCAUUGCCAUGCUUCGCCAGCAUGCGGAUUCUAUGUGGGAGCCUUCGAGCGCAAUCAAGACAGCAGAGAUCUUCGCCGCUCUCAUGGGCUACCUCGACUUUUACGAGAUCCUGACGGACGACCACAUCGCGCCGGCCUUCAAGCGCGCAGUCAAGCUCGCGAAAGCGGGACCCCGGCUCCUGCGCGAGGCGUUCAAGCUCGAAGAGGAGGUUGACAUGGGAUUCAACCGCGCCUCCUGGACGCUUGUCUGUGGGUCAUACCUUCAGCGCGACAUCAACUGGCAGUCGCAACCAACUGGGCCUGUCAAUGUCGAGGAGAAUGAUGAGGGAAACGAUUGGUCCACCAGUGACGUGACGGAACCGCAGAUGGCAAUGACCUCUGAACAGGCGAGGGACAUUCUUGCGCCUCUCAUUGGGACAUCCGACGUCAACUCAAUUCGACUCCUCAACUACCUGGCCUACGGUCGCCGCGUCGUCACGGCUGUCAUUCCCCCUCACAAGACGGAUGGCCCCGCGUUCAUGUCGAACUUCUACCGCCUCCGCACGAUCCCUGCUUCAUGGACGGAGGAUGAACGCUGGCGCGAGCCGAGCCCCACUCACCGUGCGGAGAUGGAGCGUUAUGCGGAUGCAGUCGAGGAGAUGCAGGAAGAGGACAAGGAGAAUCUCGCGUUAGAGCUGGAGCAGGACACCAUUGCAGAGCCGGCCGAACUUGACAUGUGGGUCGACGGCAAGGCUCUCGAUCUGGAGGAUGAUGCCACCUGGCUCAUAGGCAUGGGCCUUCGCGCCCGCUGGGCCCAGAUCGGCGUCGACGAGGAGCACAGCUGGUGGAUCGCGCGUCUGAAGGACUAUGUACUUCCAAACAUUUGGCGCACCCCAAACAGCGAACGCGAAGUUGCCAAGACCGAUCCCCUUGCCCCUUACCACCAGCUUCAUUACGCUCGCGGUGGGAUCGCUCCAGCGGAUGCGGUGGUGGGCGCAGCGGCAGAUGGGGCGGCUAAUGUGGCCGUUAACGAACCCGUGAACAAGACAGUCGCCCUCGAAGAGGGUGACGAUGACGAUGAUCUCCCCGGAGUCAUUGGCGUCGAGAAUGCCGACGAAACUGACGACCUCCUAGACGAGGACGAGGACGGCGGCUUUCUUGACGAGGACGGCGUUUUCACUGCCGUCAUUAGCCAACUCGAUGCGGCAGACAGCGACGACGAAGCCGUCUCGGUGGGCGCAGCGUCCGCCCAUGGUCGCCCGCCUACGUCGACCUCCGCCACCCGCGUCAGCUCUGAGCCUCUCAAGGCUGCCGAGGUGAUGUCUGGUUCCGUCUCUCGCAACGCCGUUCCGAGAUGCGUCAAGUGUAACUUGCAUCCAUUCCGACCCUGA
Cutaneotrichosporon cavernicola is the source of this 2043-nucleotide messenger RNA. RefSeq lists its product as uncharacterized. Lineage: Eukaryota; Fungi; Basidiomycota; Tremellomycetes; Trichosporonales; Trichosporonaceae. Bases 1 to 2043 code for a protein of 680 amino acids. The transcript is spliced from 10 exons. The record is from RefSeq and is a predicted model, not a curated record.